AUGUCCACCCCCGUGGCAGCUACUGCUCCCAAGCGAGCCUUGUCGCCCAACUCGCCCGGUCGAUCGACAGCCUCGAUUAUGGAGUCACCGUCGACGUCGACGUCCAAUUUGAGCAAUGUCGAGUCCGUUCAAGCGAAUAAGAAAAUCAAGAUGGACGAGGCGGGCACGCAGAAUGGAUCUUCUGCUCCUAAAGCGACAACAGCAGCGCAGCUACCUCCCCAAACACCAGCCCCGGGAGGAGGAGGAGCAGCAGCACGAAAGUCGAACAAGAAUAAACAGGGAAAGAAGAAGAUCAAAGCCGUAAAACCCGGAGGGGCCGAAGAAGUCGGUGCGUUUGACGUCGUCGAAUUCUUGGGACCGGAAAGGGUUGAGGCCUUAGAGGAGGAAGCGGAGAGGUCGGGGGUGAGGGAUUGGAGUCGUAAAGAGGCGGAGAAGGAAUGGGGGUUUGGAGCGGAGGGAAAGUCGGUGCAGGUGAGGGUGGUGGGUUUGAAUGCACAUGGUCAGUGCGGGGAUUCACAAGCGGCCGAGCUGGAUUCCUGAUGCGGUGCUGAUCACGCUGCUGCCGUCAUACAGGUGACGGUCUCGCCAAGUUGAUCCCGUCGGGGUCGACCGAACCGACUCGCUUGGUGACGAUCCCCUUUGCAAUCCCUGGCGAACUCGUCAACAUCAAAGUCACGCGCCACGAACCCGACCUGUUGCUAUCCCACUCUGAUCUGAUCGAUAUCAUCGAACCGAGCGAGAAGAGAGAGGCCGAGAUCGUCGAGUUGCCCGGGAAGGGCGAGCCGACUUUGGCGUUGCAGCAGGCGAGGAAGAAAUUUGGCAAUCGCGUGCAGUGCCAGUAUUUUGGGACGUGUUCGGGAUGUCAGGUGAGCAGUUCAGCUACGUAUAGUUUUGACUGGGAUUAAUCCUGAAGACUAUCCUGUUCUUCCUCUGCCAGUACCAACCUUUGGCGUAUUCGGACCAACUCGAGAUAAAGCGCACCGUCGUACGCAAAGCCUUUGCCAACUUUUCCAAACUCCCCCCAAGUUCAAUUCCGCCAAUCGGGCCUACUUUGCGUUCCCCACUCGAAUACCAAUACAGGACCAAGUUGACACCACACUUCCAAACACCUCCUACGGGGCCGAAGAAGAAACAGUUCAAGGGGAAGGAUAAGGUGGGAGGAGGGGAGGAGGAGGAAGUGCCGACGAAGAAGUGGGAAUUGACGAUUGGGUUCGAGCAGAAGGGGAGGAAGAGGGUGAUUGAUAUUGAGGAAUGCGUGAUCGGCACCAAGGUCAUUAAUGAGGAAUACAAGGUGCAGAGGGAGGAGGUGAAGAAGUAAGUCCAGCUGGUCAUUGUUGCACGUUAUUGGACGAGUGCGCUCGGAAUUGAGGCGCGUCAUCUCUCUCGAACUGCCCUAUAGGAAUAUCGCCAAGUACAAGCGAGGCUCGACUCUCUUGCUUCGUGAUUCGCUCCCCCGUCGAGCCGCAGGUGUUACCAAAGCCUCAACCCCACCGGACGUUGAAGAAAAGCACGUCUGCAUCUCCGACCAUCACGCGACCGUGCGUGAAAAGGUCGGCACGAACGAAUUCGAACAAGUCGCGGGUUCCUUCUUCCAAAAUAACUCGUCCAUACUCCCUUCCCUCAUCGACUGCAUCGCCGAGACCGUUCGGUCGGCGAAUCCAAAGACGACGCAUUUGAUAGAUGCGUAUUGCGGUUCGGGGUUGUUCGCGAUUUCGUUGGCGGAUCAGUUUGAGAGGAUUGAAGGGGUAGAGAUUGAUAAGCAGAGUGUCAAGUGGGCGAGGAUGAACGCCGAGUGGAACAAGGGACCGGGGAGAGGGGAGGUUGGGUUCAGGGAUGGGAAAGCGGAGGAUAUCUUUGGGGCGAGUUUGCACGUACCUCUUUGUGACAGUCUCAACUAGCUGAUGUGUGUCUUGUCGGACCGUCCCCUAGACGAUCGACUUCCCAGCCGACUCAACUACGAUCCUCAUCGACCCCCCUCGCAAAGGCUGCGAUGAACUCUUCCUCUCCCAACUGCUCGCUUUCAACCCCUCAACGAUCAUCUAUGUAUCCUGCAACGUACACACCCAAGCACGAGACAUCGGUUGGAUCGUCUCCCAGUCGAAGGAAAAGGUCGAGAAGGAGGGAAAGGGCAAGAAGGGUUUCUGGAUCGAGAGUCUGAGGGCGGCGGAUUUGUUCGCGAAUACGCAUCAUGCGGAGGGGCUGGCUAUUCUGAGGAGGGAGGUGUGA
This is a messenger RNA of Microbotryum saponariae, 2226 nucleotides long. The record is from the annotation of a GenBank genome assembly. NCBI's taxonomy places the organism in Eukaryota, Fungi, Basidiomycota, Microbotryomycetes, Microbotryales, Microbotryaceae.